AUGUUAGUGGUCAGUUACUUUUUGACCGUUCACUUCCUAGUGUCUCGUCGGUCUCGUCUGUCUGUCGAGAGAAUAGUAUUUAUAAUCAGUUCGUUUGUUUUUACUUAGUUUAAAUUUCGCUGAACUUGGAGUAACACCAGUUGAAAAUGGUUUAAGACUUAACUCUCUAAGUUAACCUUCCACUCUUCCACAACAUAUGUAUAUUUACGCGACCUAUAUUAAUCGCAACCAACUCCUGUAACAUCGUUAAUUGAUUGAACACGCGUCGUGCACGUGGAGUUGGAAAUCCUCGAGCUACGUCACUCAACUUUUAGACUUUGGACCCCGUCGUGUGGCAUUGGCGGUGAUCUCGUGCGUUCGUUUCUGAAAGUGUGUUUAGAAAAGUGUGUGGUGGAAGUUGCAAACAAAUCCCGCAUCCAUUCGAGCACCAACAUUGUUGUGCUUGCACAGAAACAUCACUACAACAUAAAUUUGAAGGACAGCCAAAUUAUGCUUAGAAGUAACAUUGCUUAUGCCUGUAGCAUAGAAAUCUAACAGAAAGUGAAUAAGAGUGGAGAUUUUUUUUAUUUUUUUGUUUCUGAACUGUCGGAGCAUGUUGAUGUAAAGCAAUUGGUGUGAUCAUAUUUUUGGGAUUAUGCAGCCAAACUUUGAAACGAAUCACACUCGCAGAAGAACAGACCAGCAGAAGAACUUGCUGCUGCAGGAGUGAAACGUGCUUUAUAGAUUGCGAAUUUUGCGACUGGAGCAAACGUACUGAACAAGUCGAGAAAAGAGAACGUGUGUUGGCUUUUUUAGUCCUGUGUGAAAAAAUAAACUGAUAGUGAAGUAAAAAGUGUUUUUGUACGUUAAUCUUCUCAUGUCAUAUGUCCGUCUUCGUAGUAAUACGUCAGCAUUGUGUUCUGUGUGAUGUGGAACGGCCAAGUUCAUUCGGCUCAUCUCUCUGUGGACGGACAAAUCGUUCGAUAGUGAUGUAAAGUUUCUCUAAUUUCAACAACAAUGGAAAGUGCGUAGGAAAGUUCUUUAAUCAGUUCCUUCAAUAAACCUGGCUUCGAGCCAAAAGCAAAACAAAAAAAAUGUACCAAGCGAUGCGAUACGAGGUGCUGGAGGUCGUAUCCAAGAAACAGAUCCUGAAAGUCUACAUCCGGAGUGUUUUUGCCAGUUUGCUGGUGCUGAUACGAUGGCUGUUCGAAUGGGUCAAGUGCCGAGUUAACAAGACCACGAUCAUGAGGAAGUCCAUCGAGCGGGUUGAGUUUCCGAAUCGUCAGCCAGGUUUCAUGACCGAAACCAAGAUGGGGCGGCACUCGUACGUUAAACUCGAGAACACGAAACUGCACUACGUGGAAGCUGGAAAUCGGAGUAAUCCCACAAUUCUCCUUCUUCACGGAUUUCCAGAUUGCUGGCUUGGAUGGCGGUAUCAAAUUGCAGAACUAUCCCAGUACUUCCACGUGAUCGCUCUUGAUUUGAAGGGCUUCAAUGAUUCCGAUAAACCGAUGUGGCGCUUCGAGUACACGCCGAAGAAAGUGUGCGAAGAUCUGCGGAAGUUUCUCAUAGCGAUCAGCGCCAAGAGCGUUUCGAUUGUGGGCCAUGAUCUAGGAGGGAUCAUCGGUUGGCUGUUUGCCCACACGAAUCCGGAGAUGGUGGACAAAUUUGUCAGCGUAUCGACUCCCCAUCCGAAUUUGAUCUGGAACAACAUUCCCGGAAAUUCGCCAUUCAAUUCUCGUUGGAUCGACUUCGUUCAGACUCCGUAUUUGCCGGAAAUGGAAAUGAAAGGCAACGCUGAGCGCACACUGAAGAAAUGUUUUCCCCACAUCAUGAAGGAAAAGAUGUACAUGACAGGAACUAACGGAUCUGUUAUAAACAAUCUGAUGGAGGCGUACAAGUACAUUUUCAGCCAGACGGAUGACUGGCGAGGCGCGUUGAAUUAUUAUCGAAAUUUAGUGUUCUUCCGAGUCAAAGAAGGGGAAACGUUGCAAUGUCCCUGUUUGAUAAUUACCGGAAACGAUGACCGGUUUUUCAAGCUGGAAUCGGUGGUGAAGAGCUCGGAUUAUUGUGAAAACUUUGUCAUCAAAAUUAUCGAACACUCGGGCCACGCCCCACAUCAGGAAAUGUCGACUGAAUUCAAUAGCACCUUGCUGAAAUUUCUAAUAGGUAAAAGGAUGUUGGCGCGAACGGCUGACAAUAAUGCGACAACUCCAACCCGUGGGUUGGUGGGUCGAGUUUUUGGAGGAUUUGGAGCAGUGGCUAACAAUACCGUUAAACUCGGUAACAACAUCAAGGACGGAUAUACGUUUGUGAACUCACUCAAUAAUAUUCCUAACUUUAUGAUUAAGAGCUAACCAAUUCGGAGGACACUUUCCUAUCAUCGGGGAGUUUGUGCGUGUGAAAAUGACAAAUUUCAUUCCAAUAAAU
Uranotaenia lowii is the source of this 2409-nucleotide messenger RNA. Its product is annotated as epoxide hydrolase 4-like. Bases 1074 to 2336 code for a protein of 420 amino acids. Lineage: Eukaryota; Metazoa; Arthropoda; Insecta; Diptera; Culicidae. The record is from RefSeq and is a predicted model, not a curated record. The transcript has 5 exons. Gene Ontology annotation, molecular function: hydrolase activity.